This is a messenger RNA of Gossypium raimondii (Peruvian cotton), 1605 nucleotides long. Its product is annotated as protein MAEA homolog. The transcript has 7 exons. The record is from RefSeq and is a predicted model, not a curated record. Bases 108 to 1376 code for a protein of 422 amino acids. NCBI's taxonomy places the organism in Eukaryota, Viridiplantae, Streptophyta, Magnoliopsida, Malvales, Malvaceae. Gene Ontology annotation, molecular function: ubiquitin protein ligase activity; protein binding. Gene Ontology annotation, biological process: proteasome-mediated ubiquitin-dependent protein catabolic process. Gene Ontology annotation, cellular component: nucleus; GID complex; cytoplasm.
UGUCUCCUUUCUACAUCUGGAAAUCGUUGUUGUCCUCUCCAGUCUUCCAUUGAAAAUUCUUAACCAAAAAUAAUAAUAAAAAAAAUCCCUUUUGUUUGAAUUUCCCAAUGGAAAUCGAUCCCCUUCCAAAUGGCACCGGUUCCACCGCCGCCACAACAACCACCGAAACCACCGUCACGGCAACCUUACCCACCGCCACAUCAAACACGACGCCGUCAUCCAAGCUGAGCCAGCUGACGGAAUCGUUGAAAUUGGAGCACCAAUUCUUGCGUGUUCCCUUCGAACAUUACAAGAAGACGAUCCGAGCGAAUCACCGGACGGCCGAGAAAGAAGUCUCCGCCGUCAUUUCAAGCGUUGCUGACGUAGCUGAUAGUAACGAAAUCUCCAAAGACGACGCUGUUUUGAGUCUUACUUCCCUUGUUUCCCGUUUGCAAGGCCUCAAGCGCAAGUUGGAAGAGGGGAGUCGAACAGAGAACUUGCAGGUGCAGAACUGUCGUGCUCGUCUUGAUCACUUAGAAUCCGUGGAUGCUGAGAACCUGUCAGAAUGGAAUAACGUGCGAUUCAAGCGUAUCCUUGUGGACUACAUGUUGCGUAUGUCAUAUUAUGACACAGCAAGGAAGCUUGCUGAAAGUAGCAAAAUAGAGGAACUUGUCGAUCUUGAAGUUUUCCAAGAAGCUAAGAAAGUUGUUGAUGCCCUUAAAAAUCAGGAGGUGGGUCCUGCUCUUGCCUGGUGUGCAGAAAACAAAUCACGGUUGAAGAAGUCCAAGAGCAAAUUUGAAUUCCAGUUGAGACUUCAGGAGUUCAUUGAGUUGGUACGAGCUGAAAACUACAUGCGUGCUAUUUUGUAUGCUCGAAGGUACCUUGCACCAUGGGGAGCUACUCAUUUGAAAGAAUUGCAGCUAGUCAUGACAACAUUGGCCUUUAGAAGUAAUACUGAAUGUACAAAGUACAAGGUUUUGUUUGAACCUAAGCAGUGGGACUUCCUGGUGGAUCAGUUUAAACAGGAGUUCUACAAGUUGCACGGCAUGACCCUGGAGCCAUUGCUGAAUAUUUAUCUUCAAGCAGGCCUGUCUGCAUUGAAAACUCCAUGCUGUUUUGAAGAUGGCUGCACCAAGGAGGACCCACUGUCACAGGAAAACUUCCGGAAGUUAGCGAUGCCAUUGCCCUACUCGAAGCAGCAUCAUUCAAAGCUUGUUUGCUACAUAACCAAAGAGCUAAUGGAUACAGAGAACCCACCUCAAGUCCUACCUAACGGCUAUGUCUACAGCACUAAGGCUCUCAAAGAAAUGGCCGAGAAAAACAAUGGUAAAAUUACAUGUCCGAGGACUGGUCUGGUCUGCAAUUAUUCUGACCUGGUUAAGGCCUAUAUCUCAUAAAACUACACCAUCAACACUGCAAAGGUGAAAAAGAAAAAAACUCUUCCUGGACUGUUUCCUCUUAAUGUUAGUGGUAAAUUUUAUGCAUCAUCUGUAGAUAUAUUUCUCUUCUGCUUUCGAAAUUUUUGGAACUUCUCAUUGUAAUCUUAUUGCACCUUUAGCUUGUUCACCUCAUGUAAAUAAUGCAUCCCUUUUUUUUUUCUAUUUAAUUUUCUGGUAAUUGUUAUCA